AUGUGCGAUGGCAUCGACCCUUACGAACUGCGCAUCGGUAAGGACGCUGCAUCGGACGUCAAUCUGCUGCCUGCCGUGACGCACGGCGACAUUGUGAAUUAUUUGGUGCUUUCAACAAGUCACGUCAUGCUGCAACAAAUGAAGGCCUACAAGUCGCUGGAUGGCCACAACUACUUCGCCAGCGGAUGGACAAAAAGAAGCCGCAGAGCAAAUCACCGUACUUGUCGACUCAUUAAUUCCGCACUGCAGGCCGAGUCGUCUUCGAACCGACCGCGGCUGCUGGCGCUGUGCCUGGCGGUCGCCUGCGGCACCUGCUUCCUGGCGGCGCAGUUGCUGGUGCCCCCGCCGCCGCUUGCCGCCACGACGGCCGAGCGGCAGCAGCCGCCUUCCGCCGCUGCGCCGCCCGCCGCCGCCGCGGCGGCGGCGGCGGCCGAUUCAGACUCGCGGCGGCGUCGUCUUCCGCAGUGCCUCAUCAUCGGCGCCCGCAAGUGCGGCACACGAGCCCUCCUCGAGUUCCUGGCACUGCACCCGUCCGUGCAGAAGGCGCCCGACGAGGUGCACUUCUUCGACGACGACGAGCGAUACGCCCUGGGCCUGGACUGGUACCGGCGCCGGAUGCCGGCGUCGCGCGCCGACCAGCUGACCGUGGAGAAGUCACCCGCGUACUUCGUCACCGAGGCGGCGCCCGGUCGCGUUUGGGCCAUGAACGCCUCGCUGCUGCUGCUCCUCAUCGUGCGGGACCCCGUGGUGCGCCUGGUGUCCGACUACGCGCAGCUGGCCGCCAACCGGCGACAGCUGCAGCGGGAGGACGCGCCACCCUUCGAGCGGCUCAUCCUGCUGCCCGACGGCGCCGUGAACGCCGAGUACCGACCCGUGCGCACCAGCAUGUACGCCGUGCACUUGCGCCGCUGGCUCUCGCACUUCCCGCGACGCCAGCUGCACGUGGUCGACGGUGACCGGCUGGUGCGCGACCCGCUGCGGGAGCUGCGCCGCGUCGAGGCCUUCCUCGGCCUGCCGGCGCUCAUACCGAGCGGCGCGCUGUACUUCAACCGCACGAAGGGCUUCUACUGCCUGCGCCCGAGGCCCAACGACACCGCGGGCCGCUGCCUCAACGACAGCAAGGGCCGCCGGCAUCCGCACGUCCCGGGCCCCGUGGUCAGUCGGCUGCGCCAGUUCUUCGCGCCCUUCAACCGAGAGUUCUACCACCUCAUGGGCAGAGACUUCGGCUGGCCCGAACAGUAGGACCUCCGAAAGAGGUCAUUCGGCGCAGCUCGGUCUGCAUUUCGCCCGAGGUUCGAGGCGCGUUUACAAAGUUGGUCUCCGCUGCGGUUUUCGUGGUGCACAGAGAAAGUGCCCCCUUCUUCGCAAGCACUCGUGUCAGUCACUUGCAAGAGCGGAAACGCUCGAAGAAAGAAAGAAGUCUGCGUGGAAGCGCCUUCUCGCGUCCAACGUCGACGUUAUUUUAUAUUUGACAGCGAAUUCCGAGGACGCAGUAUUCGUAAUAAGCGCGUCCACUUUCUCGAUAGUCGGAAGAUUAUGCCAAAUAUUUUAAAAGCGAAAUGGCCUAUAUGGCUUCUUGGUCCACAAGUUCGCUUCAUUUAUUUGCGCGCUUGGAAAUUGGUCGCACAACGCUUCCCGCAUUCUCAUUUGAUCUCCGAGACUCGGUGCGAGUCUAAGCAGGUGCGUCAUUCACUCGUGUGCUGCCGUAGACAAUCUGCCUUGUGUCCGUUCGACGUUCAAAACGCGACUGGUGAGAACACGUUUCGAGACAAUCAUAUUUCUCUUCCGGUAGAUGUCAACCGUAGCCUUUUUCUCGGUCUCCAUCGAACUUCGGUUCCACACUGUUGCGCAUUUUUGAGGCGAAAUGACAAUCAACUUCAUGUCACUGAUGCCAAUACUCAAGCCCCGUCUCAUUGCGAAUACUCGCAUAGAAAUCAUUGUUGCAGUUCGUGUUCACUUUCAAAAACUCCACAUCAUAUAGGGCAAUUUAAUGGCAGCGCGUAGAUGGAUGCAGAUUCGAUAUUGUCGGUGCUAUGGAGCAUAAACUCUUAGUCGAUCGCAAGUACGGAAUUUAGCGUGUGGUUCAGGAAACUUUGCGACAUGAGCUUGCGGUGUUUAUAAAUGUGUAUUUGAGGCUAUCUAAUCCGCUCCCUCUAAAAAGUAUACCAUGUCGUUUCGAAUUAGAUUGGUGGUUAGCAGCCAUUGAAUCGUGCAAGAGCCGCGUUUCGCAAUGGCGACUCGCACAGAUAUUUGUCGACAAUCAUGGUUCGCCUUAUAGCCCUCGCAUGUAUACACUCACUUUGCAGACAAUCAUGUUGUCCCGUAGCAUUUCGAGAGCUUCUUUGUGAGCUGCCUUUCCGAGACAAUCAUUUCACUUUUGUGAAUAUCGACAACUCGACGUUCUUGACAGCCUUGACAAGUGCCAGCCAAAUUGGUGCAAAGCAUUAGCUGCUUCUAUCUCGCUUAGACAAACGGUCUCACGUGACGCUCAAAGCCCCGUUUCUUUGUUAUCCGUGGGGAAAAGUACUGCGCAACGUUGCCUACAAACGAUUUAAGCCCGUUUCAUCCAUUUCUAGCGCCUAAAGGAGUACUGACACAGCCUAACCACAUCGAGGCGAACUUGGUUUUAAUGUGAACAACCAACAGCCACCUGCAUCACGAGUUUGUGUUGGCUGCUGUGAUCCUUGCGAGCGCGCUCUUUUCAACGGAAAGAGGGGGCACCUCCUUUACGGGCUGGCACGGGAGUACAAAGGCUGACGUCCUUGCCUCGGCAGGGCAAUUCUGGGGGAUCGCGCAUAUUUACAACAUCCCAGAGGGGCAGCACCCAGGGAGCCUUCGUUGAAAAGAGUGUGCAACGCGGUGCUGAUUGUGAACGCGGUUCUGUAUGAAAACCAUUUUGGGUCCUGCCUCACUCGGCGCUUUUUGAAACCGAAACUGCGACUAAAUAAGCAACCGUCGCGCGCUCGAGCAAAAGACUUUUGCAGCCGUAAUAAGUGACUCGUUAGCUACUUAUUGCAACAGAAAAAAAAACGAGAUUUUUUUUGUCAGUACUCCUUUACAUAAAAUAGGGAAAAAAAAAAACACAUGGAAAGAACGUUGGUUCACAGUGUGAAGCCUUCUCUGUGUCACUUUCUGUGUGCUCGUGUUUUUCUUAAUGCAUCAAACUUCGGUAUUCCAACUAGCCCAGCUAAGUGCUUUAAAAACGAUGUAUGCUCGUCCCUUUCAUAUAGGAGCAAAACAUUCGGACAUCUCUUCACAGCCCAGGCUGUUUACAGUGACGUCAUUAAUGUACCCUUGCUGCGUGUCGAUAGCUGUUUUUUAUUGCCCUGCUGUCACGGACUCACGACACGAUGACAUAUCGGGCAGGCAGGCAUUCGUAAUGACAGUCCAUUUGCGAGAAAAACAGGCUGAAAAAAAAACAAGAAAAGAAAUGCGAAAUUUUACGGGCUUUAAAGAUGAAUGUGACGCAGCGUUGCGCAAGCUUUCAGUGGCACCACCUGUUUUUUCCUCACGAUGACUGCACAAAUUGUCGGAUUUCCAUAAAUCUGUAGCUACGUCACAAGCGCCCUUUCAUUUUCGAUUGUCAAAAACCGCAGUCAUUAUUGAUUUAUUUGAUUCUCUUGUCAUCUAGAUUUGUAUGCAUACUUCCGCCUUGUUCGUAGGCUACUAUAUAUGCCUUACAAAAAUAUCUUAUUGUGAUUGUGCAGCCUCGUUCCAUUUUUUUUUGUUGUUUAUUGCUUUACUUCUGUUAUUCUCUCGCCUAACCCUGCAUUUUUAAGAAAUCCGUGACGCCAUACGCUGGUUUUUAGUAUUUGUUCUUUCGUGGGCGUCAGCCGUUUAUUCUGGGGUAUGUUAAGUUAUUAUUCAACGAGUAAAUAUGCUAAUUAUUAUUAUUAUUAUUAUUAUUAUUAUUAUUAUUAUUAUUAUUAUUAUUAUUAUUAUUAUUAUUAUUAUUAUUAUUAUUAUUAUUAUUAUUAUUAUUAUUGGGAGGGGUACAGCUGAAAAUCGUCCACACUGUACGCAUUUCUUCUUCGCCUGCAGUCGUGCUCUAAAAAAUAGCAAGGUUGAAAGGUUAAAAACAUCCUGUUGUGCAUGAAGCGCUAGAAAUUGGUUCUGAA
Rhipicephalus sanguineus (brown dog tick) is the source of this 4118-nucleotide messenger RNA. RefSeq names its product heparan sulfate glucosamine 3-O-sulfotransferase 1. Bases 1 to 1242 code for a protein of 413 amino acids. The transcript has 2 exons. The record is from RefSeq and is a predicted model, not a curated record. Lineage: Eukaryota; Metazoa; Arthropoda; Arachnida; Ixodida; Ixodidae. Gene Ontology annotation, molecular function: [heparan sulfate]-glucosamine 3-sulfotransferase activity.